GUCACUUCUGUGUGGGGCUCUGGCCUUUGGAGUGCCGCGCUGCCUUUUCCCCCCUUCGGCGCCCCCUCCCCCCCCCCCAGCCGCGCGCUAGCCGCAGGCUCUAGCUAUCGCCGUGGACUCGCGGACUGAUCCCCUGACUGGGCAGGUUUCGGGGCGCGGGGCGCUUCUCUGCGCGGAGGGCGGGGAAGCGGGCUAACUUCGCUGUCCCACCUGCUCCGUGGCGGAGCGCCCGGGAGGGGAAUCUCCCGCGCGAGCGCCUGCCCAGCCCCGCGUUCGGCCCCUGGCCGCGGUGCAGCCAUUGAGUCCGCAGCCUUGGCUAGAGAGCAGGGGCCACACAGGCAGAGCAGAAAGUGAAAGUAACUUGUGCACGCGGAAGUCCCAUGGGAAAAGCAGAGCCCCGCGGAGCCAGCGGGUCUCCCCCAAGGAAGAUGCGGCCAGAGGGCUGGUGAGUCCGGGAACUCCCGCUCCUUCGCACAGCAGCGCGUGGCGCAGCCUGGCCCGGCGGAUUCUGCGCUCCCAGAGCCUCCCCUCGCGCUCUGCACCAGCCUCGCACCAUGCACAAGCCUCUGCCACCACCAUGACCGAGAAGCCACCAGCGCAGCGCUCUCCACCUCCCCCUGCGGACAAUGUUCCAUGGUCAGAUUGGUAGCAACCUUGUGUUUCCUUUGUCUUCCUCUGCAGAGUCUGGGUGCCAGUCACUUGCCAGGGUUAUCUGGUUUUUUUUAGGUCUGUGUUUGGGAUUCUGCCACUGUUCAUAGUUCUGUUGCCAGUAAAUUCAUCUACUUGUGUGAUGGAAAAUACAACUGUAAUACGUGAAAAGUAUGAGAAUAUCCUAAGCCACGAUAUUGAUUUGCUGGAAAAUAUGUCUGAAGAGUAUCGUGACAGGUGCUGCAGGAAUAAAAGACAUGAAAACCCCAGUGCAAUUUUCUGCAAUGAUACUCAGGAAAUAAGGUCAUUACAGAAUAUGGCAUGUGACUUGCUUAAGUUCUUUAAUAAACAAAAGAUCAACAAAGAUUUCAGAUGGCAAACUGCUGUGGUUUCAUGUAUGACAUUAGAAAUUCUACAGUGCAGAUGUGAUAGGGGGAGCAAAAAUAGAAAGGUUUGCAUAUUGGUUACACAAACCAGCAAAGACACAACAGGGGCACAAGGCCCCAAGAAAAAAUGUUGCCAAGAAUUAUGUGAACUAAAGGAAACUAUAUCUAGUCUCAGAUCCUGCUGGAAUAAGUUUGAAAAAGAUAUUGCUAGUCCUGAUGAGAAGAUCCUAUACCUUGUUCCUGGGGACAAAGCCAUUGGAAACCAACAAACUGAACUGCUGAAGUACAAGAAGUGGAAGCUAACAAUACAAUUGGAAGCAAAGACAAACAGAAUAGAAUGCUGUAGCCCCACCUUCACACAAUGAAAAGUACUUAGAUUCUGUAGCUAUCUACAAGUACUUGGUCAUGUUUUUUUGAGUACCUUUAUAUGACUUUAAGGUGAGAAGAAACUUGUUAGAUGCCUACUGCGAUGCCUACUGCCUUGGAAACUGCAAGGAAAGAAAAAUGUC
Molecule: messenger RNA, 1543 nt
Organism: Chelonia mydas (Green sea turtle)
Lineage: Eukaryota; Metazoa; Chordata; Testudines; Cheloniidae
Gene: IL7
Product: interleukin 7
Exons: 7
Biological process (GO): immune response
Cellular component (GO): extracellular region
Molecular function (GO): growth factor activity; interleukin-7 receptor binding
Source: RefSeq, a predicted model, not a curated record